AUGUACUAUUCUGAAGAAAUAGGACUUCCGAAAACUGAUUCCUCGAGGUGGAGAUUGAGAACUGAUCCCCUUGGAAGAGAAACAUGGCAUUAUUUAUCACAUGACGAAUGUGAAAAAGAACCACAAUCAACUUUCGUUCAAUGGUUAUUGAAUUCCCCUGACUUCCCUGCACCUGAACCUUCAGAUAUUAAGACUCCAGGGCAAGCUGCUUCGAAAGGUGCUGAUUUUUUAAGUUUGUUGCAAUUAGAUAAUGGUAUUUUUCCAUGUCAAUACAAGGGACCAAUGUUUAUGACAAUUGGUUAUAUCGUUGCAAAUUAUUUUUCAAAAACAGAAAUCCCAGAACCAUAUAGACAUGAAAUGAUUCGUUAUAUUGUAAAUACUGCUCAUCCUGUUGAUGGCGGUUGGGGAUUACAUUCCAUUGAUAAGUCAACAUGUUUUGGUACCACUAUGAACUAUGUAUGUCUUCGAUUGUUAGGAAUGAAAAAGGACCACCCAGUUUUAGUUAAAGCAAGAAAAACAUUGCACCAUUUAGGAGGUGCGCUUAAGAAUCCACAUUGGGGUAAGUCUUGGUUGUCUCUUUUGAACUUAUACGAAUGGGAAGGUGUCAACCCUGCAUUACCUGAAUUAUGGACUUUACCAUAUAGUUUACCAAUUCAUCCAGGUAAAUGGUGGGUUCAUACAAGAGCUAUUUAUUUACCAUUGGGUUAUGUUUCUUCCAAUGGAGUUCAAUGUGAACUUGAUCCACUUUUAAUAGAAAUAAGAAACGAAAUUUACACACCAAGUCAAUUACCUUAUGAAUCGAUUGAUUUCUCCAAACAUAGAAAUGAUGUUUCUGGGGUUGAUUUGUACUAUCCUCAUUCAAAAUUACUUGAUUUUUCUAAUGCAAUUUUACAUAAAUGGGAACGUAUAAGACCAAAAUGGAUUUUGAACUGGGUUAAUAGUGUCGUUUAUGAUCAAAUUGAAAAGGAAUUGGUCAACACAGAAUAUUUGUGUAUUGCACCAGUUAGUUUUGCAUUCAAUAUGGUUGCUGUAUGCUAUCAUGAAGGUCCAGAUUCCGAGAAUUUCAAGAAACUUCAAGCAAGAAUGAAUGAUGUGUUGUUUCAUGGUCCACAAGGGAUGACUGUUAUGGGUACAAAUGGUGUUCAAGUCUGGGAUGCGGCAUUUAUGGUUCAAUAUUUCUUUAUGAGUGGUUUAGUAGACAAUCCAAAAUAUCAUGAUAUGAUCAGAAAAAGUUAUUUAUUUUUGGUUAGAUCACAAUUUACUGAAGAUUGUGUGCCAGGAAGUUAUAGAGACAGACGUAAAGGAGCAUGGCCAUUCAGUACCAAAGAACAAGGGUAUACUGUUAGCGACUGUACUGCGGAAGCCAUGAAAGCUAUUAUUAUGGUUAGAAAUCAUGAAAGCUUUGCUGAUGUUAGAGACGUCAUCAAGGAUGAAAACUUGUACGAUGCCGUUGAAGUUUUAUUGCAGAUCCAAAAUGUUGGAGAUUGGGAAUAUGGUUCAUUUUCAACAUACGAAGGCAUCAAGGCAACCUUGUUUUUAGAAAACUUGAAUCCUGCUGAAGUGUUCAAUAACAUUAUGGUGGAGUAUCCUUAUGUUGAGUGUACUGAUUCGUCUGUUUUGGGUCUUACCUAUUUUGCUAAGUACUAUCCAGAUUAUAAGCCAGAAUUGAUUCAAAAAACAAUUUCUAUUGCCAUCCAAUACAUUAUUGAUACCCAAGAUAAAAUUGAUGGUUCAUGGUAUGGGUGCUGGGGUAUAUGUUAUACAUAUGCUUCUAUGUUUGCCUUAGAAGCUUUAAGUACUGUUGGGCUUGAUUAUGAAUCAUCUUCUGCUGUUCAAAGAGGGUGUGAUUUCCUUAUUUCUAAGCAGUUGCCAGAUGGUGGUUGGUCUGAAUGUAUGAAAGGUUGUGAGACUCAUUCGUAUGUUAAUGCUGAACAGUCCCUUGUGGUUCAAUCUGCUUGGGCUUUGAUCGGAUUGAUUUUGGCAAAUUACCCAGAUAAGGAGCCAAUCAAGAGAGGUAUUCAAUUCUUGAUGAAACGACAAUUACCUACUGGUGAAUGGAAAUAUGAAGAUAUUGAAGGUGUUUUCAAUCAUAGUUGUGCUAUUGAGUACCCUUCAUAUAGAUUCUUGUUUCCUAUCAAAGCCCUUGGGUUAUAUAGAAAGAAGUUUGGUGAUGAGGAAUUGUAG
Candida tropicalis MYA-3404 is the source of this 2184-nucleotide messenger RNA. RefSeq names its product lanosterol synthase (gene ERG7). The transcript has a single exon. Gene Ontology annotation, molecular function: lanosterol synthase activity. Gene Ontology annotation, cellular component: lipid droplet. Gene Ontology annotation, biological process: triterpenoid biosynthetic process; ergosterol biosynthetic process. The record is from RefSeq and is a predicted model, not a curated record. NCBI's taxonomy places the organism in Eukaryota, Fungi, Ascomycota, Pichiomycetes, Serinales, Debaryomycetaceae. The coding region runs from base 1 to 2184 and encodes 727 amino acids.